UUCUUUCUCUCUUCAAUGGCUUUUCUCACGUUGAUCAUUAUUCAGUGCGGACCUGUUAAUGUUAUUGUUAUUAUUGUCGAUGUCUCACUCCUUGGAAUGUCUUCUUUCGUCCUGCUCACGCGUUACGUGACCUUCCUCAAAGACUGGAUUGUCUGGUCCUGGUCCUACCUCUGCAUCCUCUCACUCGCUUUCCUUUAUAUACUCAGAGCUCCACUCAGACUCAACGAGGCACUCUCAUACACCACAAUGUUCCUCAACACCCUGACUCCAAAGUUCUAUGUGGCCCUUACAGGGACCUCAUCUUUGAUUUCAGGUCUCAUAUUGAUCUUCGAGUGGUGGUACUUCAAAAAGUAUGGCACCUCAUUCAUAGAGCAAGUUUCUCUCAACCACCUCUCACCGCUGCUGGGGGGUAGCAGCGGAAGCAACAACAGCAGCAGCACAGGUGACAGCAGCGUGUCAGAGGGAGGUAACAGCAACAGCCAACAGCAUCAUGUGCCAGAGUGUAAGCUAUGGCGAAAUCCACUCAACCUCUUUCGAGGUGCGGAAUACCAGCGAUUCACAUGGGAAAUGGACAAAGAGCCGCUCACUUAUUAUGAUAUGAACCUGUCAGCGCAGGAUCACCAGACGUUCUUCACAUGUGAUGGAGAUGCUGGCAAACAGGAAUAUGAGAUUAUGCAGAUGGCCUGGCGAGAGAGGAACCCAGAAGUGAGAAUACGAGAGGCCCACAGAGGCCUGGAAAAAAACUCUGAGUGUGCUACGUCCCUCAUCUUGUUGGCUGAAGAGGAGUCACAGUCUGUUGCCGAGGCUGAGAAAUUAUUCAAGCAAGCAUACAAAUAUGCAGAGAUCAACUAUAAAAAGUCACAACAGACAUGUCAGCAGUCACUGAUGCAUGACACCGCACACAGAAGAGACACCAAUGUUCUAGUCUACAUCAAAAGACGGCUAGCUAUGUGUGCACGGAAACUCGGUCGGACAAAAGAAGCUGUGAAAAUGAUGAGAGAUUUAAUGAAGGAAUUCCCAAUGAUGAAUCUCUUCACAAUCCAUGAAAACCUCAUUGAAGCCCUUCUGGAACUUCAGGCUUACUCAGACGUACAAGCAGUAUUAGCAAAAUAUGAUGAUAUAAAUCUUCCAAAGUCAGCUACAAUAUGUUACACAGCAGCAUUACUAAAAGCCCGAGCUGUAGCAGACAAAUUUUCCCCAGAUGUUGCUUCUAAAAGAGGCCUCAGCUCAGCAGAGAUGUCAGCUGUUGAAGCCAUUCACAGAGCUGUGGAGUUUAAUCCUCAUGCGCCUAAGUACCUGCUGGAGAUGAAAAGCCUCAUACUACCUCCUGAACACAUCCUCAAGAGAGGUGACAGCGAGGCCAUAGCCUACGCCUUCUUUCACUUACCACACUGGAAACGGGUUGACGGUGCCCUCAACCUCUUACACUGCACAUGGGAGGGCACUUUCCGUAUGAUCCCUUAUCCUUUAGAGAAGGGUCACCUUUUUUAUCCCUACCCCACCUGUACAGAAAGCAUUGAUAGAGAACUUUUACCAUCCUUCCAUGAAGUGUCUGUGUACCCCAAAAAGGAACUUCCAUUCUUCAUCCUCUUCACAGCCGGUCUCUGUUCCUUCACAGCACUCCUUGCACUCCUCACACACCAGUACCCAGAACCCAUGGGAACUGUUGCUAAAACGGUCCUGGGAUGGAUGUAUCUUCCAGUCAGCUGCCUCAUAGAAAACCUCGAAGCCAUACUACCAUCAAACCUCUUACAUCAGCUCUCCAGGAUCUAAUCUCUGCUCGACCACACUGGAACCUCACCUCACCUCACCAAACAUCAAACAUCAUCGUGGUCCCUUCAAACCACUUCUUCCUCUCCCAACACUACUAUCACCCGCUCUCAGUCUCCCUCUCUCUAUCAACCUCCACCCCAACCAUACCCACCACCACAACUUUGUCACAUAAACACACACAACUAUGAAACUGUGAUGACACCGACCCCCUCCGAAAGUCUCCCCCCCUCUACCGCCUGCACCAACACGCAACACCCAAUAUCCAUCAAGCUGAGCUAUACAGUCACCUAAGCUGUAAAGAAUAGCAGCCAAAUCUCCCUCAAAUAACACCGAACUGGUUUGUGUAUGUAUAAGCCAAUGAGGGGCACCUGUAUGUGAUACCUAAAUCUGCUAGAAAUAGCAGCCAAGUUUCCUUCAAAUCACCCCCUACUCUCUUAUCUAUGUAUAUAUGUAUGAGACAAUGUGGGACACCUCUACAUAAUAGCUAGACCAGUUAUAAAUAGCAGCCAAAUCUCCCUCAAAUCACACUCUACUGUCAUAUCUCUAUAUAUCUGUAUGAGCCAAUGAAGGACACCUUUACAUGAUAGUUAAACUUGUUAGAAACAGCAGUCAAAUCUCCUUCAUAUCACACCCUACUGUCUCAACAACAGGAAGAACACAUAGGCCAAUGCCAAUCUUGAUAUAUGAUAUAUGAACGAAAAGCUGGAUGGCCAUGGCUAGAAUUCCUCUGACCAUGGUUCUGCUCAUUCAGGACUGACCUAGGGCUAAACAAAACUAUACCAAUUUGUCUUUCUCUUUAUUUAACUCUCUCCCACUUUCUCCUCAACAACACAACACCUAUUACAAGAGUACCCCUUCCUCCAACAAAACCAUCUUACAAUGUGAUUCCCUCUUGUCCACAUGAGGGCUUCAUCACUCAAACAGCCCUCUCGCCACCCCCCUCCCACCUGUACUUCAACCUUUCCAUCCAUCCAAUCUACCAGCUCCUUUACCCACCCUCUCCAUACCCCUGCAAUAUGGACUCCUGGCUAUUUUGCCAUUUGAACUCUUCAUCCGACCUUUGCUACUUAAAUAUAAACAUCUUAACUCAACCUGU
Messenger RNA from Octopus sinensis (East Asian common octopus), 2869 nucleotides. RefSeq names its product suppressor of tumorigenicity 7 protein homolog. The transcript has 16 exons. NCBI's taxonomy places the organism in Eukaryota, Metazoa, Mollusca, Cephalopoda, Octopoda, Octopodidae. The coding region runs from base 16 to 1773 and encodes 585 amino acids. The record is from RefSeq and is a predicted model, not a curated record. Gene Ontology annotation, molecular function: protein binding.